Paramecium tetraurelia is the source of this 4155-nucleotide messenger RNA. RefSeq lists its product as uncharacterized. The transcript has 7 exons. The record is from RefSeq and is a predicted model, not a curated record. NCBI's taxonomy places the organism in Eukaryota, Ciliophora, Oligohymenophorea, Peniculida, Parameciidae.
AUGAAACCAUAAUAAAAGAAAUAAUAAUAACAAUUGCGGGAGAAGGGUUUCGAUACAUUUAUCUCUGGAGCCAACAAGGAUAGGGUUAAUUAGAAGAGUAAAAAUCAAUUGAAGGUGAAGAGCAGGAAUGUGAAGAAGUGGAAUGAUGAACACAGUCAAUCCCAGAAGAUAGGCACACUUGAUCAUGAUGAUUUGGAGGUCUUGAGGAAGUCGUUAGUGUAAGGUAAUGUGCUCAGCAAAUCUUAAUAGGAUUUGCUUGAAAAAUUGCAGAAAGACACGCCCAUCGAUCAUAGAUAUGACCCUCACUUUUCACAAAUAUUGGAUAGUGACAAUGAUGAAUACGACGAGCAAUACAUUCAAGAAGAAGAAGAAUUGUGUUAAUCCGAAGGCGAAGACAACGGUGAAGAAGUCUAUAAGGAUGACUUUGAAAACACUAAACCUCAAAUUCAACCUGUUGUUCAAUAACCAUAGCCCCAAUAAAUAAUACAAGUAGUCAAUUUACCUGCUACCAAACCCAGACCCAAUAGUGCCAUAUCAGAAUAACCACAAUCUCAAUAGCAACUACCCAAAUAACUUAGAUAACCUUCACAGGAAAUUAAACCUCUUCCCUUGAACAAACCAGAAAUAAAGCAAUAUGCAUCUAAACCUCAAUUAAGGGCUAAUUCGGUCACUAAGUAAGAGGAUGUCAAAAAUGAUAAUCACUCCUUCAACCCUCCUCAGACCUCUUAAAGUUAGAAGCCAUAAGAAAAGUAAAAGGAUAAUCUUGAAGAGUUAUUUGAAAAAAUUGAAAAGUUAUCAAGUAAUGAAAAACAAAAACUCAUGUUCUUCUUAAACAAGAACACUAUCAAUGUAGAAGAGAAGACUGACCGUUCAGAAAUUAAAAAUGAAUAGAACUUAUAAAAAUAGUCAUUGGAAACAGUAAGCAAAUAAUAAAAACAAUAAAAAGAGUUAUAAAUUAUUGAAAAUAAACCAAAAGAAUAAGUAUAAUUGGGUCACCCUUAAUAAUAAUCAAAUCACCAACCAUCUUUGUAAAUACCAUAAAUUGAAAACAAAAAAAGGAAUGCAAGUAUCAACAAUGUCAUUCAAUUACAAUAAGAAUUUGUCAAUUAAGAAAAGGUAUAAAUUAGUAUGGAAAAAAAUUCCGAAAUGCUGAUUGAUAAGAAUUGUUAGUUAAAAAUAAGAAUACUUUCUACUUGGGGUAAUCCAAGUUUAGUAGGUCUCACUGAAAUAGAACUUUAUGCAAUUGAUGGUAAUAAAGUCUAACUUAAACCAUAUAAUAUUAAAAUGGCAAAUGCAUAGUCACUCAAAAUGCCAGAAAUCCUUAUUAAUGGCAAAUACUUAACCAAAGAUGCAGUCAACAUGUGGUUGGGAAGCAUGCCUGAUCCUCCAAAAACUAUAGAUAUCGAAAUCUCUUAUGAUGAUGAUAUUGUCUUGGGAGGACUCAAGAUCUUCAAUUACAAUAAGAGUUUGAUUGAUAGUGUUAAGGGAGUUAGAGACAUGGAAAUAUUGUGUCGAUAGAAUGGCAACGUCAUCUCUAAAAUUGUGGAAAUUAAAAAAGGCACAGGCUUUGAAAUUGAUGAUUAUGGAACUGAAAUUCAGAUUAUGGAUAAUUUUAAAUUCCCAACCUUCUAAAACACUCAUUCUAAAUUCGCCUAAAAACUCAGGGGCUAAAUUGAUUAAUCAGAUGUUAUUGAAAAAAAACAAGAGAAAUUAGACGAUUCAAAGCCUCCUCCCUCAAGAAAAGGGAAAGGACCUAUAGUAGUCGAUGUAUUCAAAGGAGAAAGAUUAGAUACGGGUAAAACAGAUAAAAAGGUUGAAUAGAUACAGCCAUCUAAUAAUAAUUCAUAACAUUAAUAACUUAUUAAUGAGCCUAGAAGAAGAAGAGACAUGCCUCAACCUACUUAAGAUUAUCUUGAAGAGACACUCCAAUAUUUUAAUAUUACAUAACAAGGUCGAUUGAAACCUGUUUAGAGACAAGACAUAAUUGAAGAUCCAGUAACAGUUCCAAAAUAUGAAGAAAUUGAUGCUUUGGAUUUUUUUUUCAAAGGUUAAUAAAGACCCAAUAAUGUUUAGCCAAAACAGUAAUUAUCAAAGUGGGAAACACCUUCUUAACAAUAGCUUCCUUCAUAAAUUACCCAAUAACCAAACAGAAAUAAUUAUAGAUAGCAAACAUAAGAAAAUGCUUAACUCAUUAAGGACCUGCUUAAUCAACCACUAAUUAACUAAGCUCCAAUUAAAAAAGCCAAGAAGUAAGUUUCCUUACCAAGCCUUCCUCAGGUUAGGGUAAUCACGAUCCACAUACAUUCGACUUGGGGAGAUAAAUAUUAUGUGGGAUUGAAUGGAAUUGAGAUAUUCAAUGAAGUAGGAAAAUAAAUUGAGAUUUAAGAUCCAUACAGUCAAGUCAAGGCUGAUCCUAGUGAUAUUAAUGUGUUACCAGAAUAUUUCAAUGAUCCAAGAACACCUGAUAAGUUGGUUGAUGGAGUAUAUUACACUCAGUCUGAUAUGCAUGUAUGGUUGAGUCCAUUUUAGAGAGGGAAGAUUAAUAAGAUUACUAUUGAUCUGAAUGAAAAGAAGAAAAUUAGUAUGAUUCGAAUAUGGAAUUAUAAUAAGAGCAGAAUCCAUAGUUUUAGAGGAGCCAAAGAUAUUAGUUUAUUUUUUGAUAAUCAAAUUGUAUUUAGAGGAGAUAUCAAGAAGGGAUUUGGAAACAUGAAUUUAUAAAGAGUUAUUAAUUAAAAUGAACAACCCUUUGAACUGUUUCUAUUCACUAGUGAUGAAAAUAUCAUCUAGCAAAUAGCAAAAAAUGAUUGGAUAAACUCUUAGGAAUUCUAAACAAUAUAGCAUGAUCAUCAAAAUGAAAGACCAAAUACAGGAAAUGCAGAUUCAGAAGUGAGACCAACGACAUCAGCUAAAGUGACUAAUCUUUAGAAUGAAAUCAAAUAGGCCAGAUAACAAGAGCAAAAUCAACAGAGACAAGAGAAAUAAUAAAUUUAAAGAGCAUUAGUUAAUCAGAAUUCAAAUGGUAUAAUUUGUAGAUAUUUAUAAAUCAAACUAUUAAGACCUUGGGCAGAUUAACCAUAUAUUGGAUUGACUGGAGUUGAUAUUUAUGGUAAGGAGGGAAAAAUAUAAGUAAAAAACAUUAAAUCCGAUUAUCAAAGUGAUGGAGACAAAGGAAACAUAAUCAGUCUCAUAAAUGGGAUUAAUGUGACUACUAAUGAUAUGAAUAUGUACAUCCUACCCUUUCAGCCUGGAAAGUAUAUCACUUUAACAUUAGCAUUUGACAUCCCUCAAUUAAUAACCUCCAUCAGAAUUUGGAAUUACAAUAAAUCCUAUGAGGACUCUUUUCGAGGGGCCAAGUUCAUUAGUUUAUUGAGUGAUUAGGGAAUUAUCUCUAAUUGUGUUGGAUUAAAAAGAGCUCCUGGUUGUGAAAUUUAUGAUUAUGCCUAAACAAUAACAAUACCAUGCAAAGAAUAUAAUUUUGAAGAAACCACUUAAGUCUAAAAAUAAUUAAGAUGCGAAUAUGAAAUCAAUAAUUUAAUGGUCGGAUAUGAACUCAAGAUCUAAUUGAUAACUACAUUUGGAGAUAUUCAUUAUAUUGGAUUGAAUGGUUUAGAAAUUCUAGAUUCUAAAGGAAGACAAAUACAAGGCAAUAUUGGAGCGGAACCUUCAUCCAUCAGAAUUCUUUAAUCUAUGAGGGGAGACAAAAGAGUAGUAGAAAAUCUCUUGGAUGGAAUUAACGAAACCCAAAAUGACACUCAUAUGUGGUUAGCUCCAUUCACUAAUAGAUGUUUUGACCACUCUCAAGAUCCUCAAAUCAAUACUAUCUAUUUCGGCUCUGAACAACCUUUUGCUCUAGGCUGUAUCAUCUUUUGGAAUUACACAAAAACUCCUUUAAGAGGUGUACAUGAAAUUGCCAUUAGUCUUGACGAUAAUAUUAUCUACAGAGGGUAUCUAAGAUAGGCAGGUAAUGAUGGAAAUCAGACAGUUGUUCUAUUUUACAGAGAUAUGCAGUUGAUGGAAAGAUUCAGUGGGAAAUAUUAUACCGAAUUUGGGCAAAAACAAUCUGCUGGCUAUAAAAAUGAAGAGAAAGGUACGAGAUAAGUUUAAACUUAUGCUCUUUUAGAAAGACCAAUAACUAGAGUCAAAGGUAGUAAUUGA